Molecule: messenger RNA, 4057 nt
Organism: Ictalurus punctatus (channel catfish)
Lineage: Eukaryota; Metazoa; Chordata; Actinopteri; Siluriformes; Ictaluridae
Gene: celf1
Product: cugbp, Elav-like family member 1
Exons: 16
Coding region: 406-1911 (501 amino acids)
Biological process (GO): regulation of alternative mRNA splicing, via spliceosome; mRNA splice site recognition
Cellular component (GO): nucleus; cytoplasm; ribonucleoprotein complex
Molecular function (GO): mRNA 3'-UTR binding
Source: RefSeq, a predicted model, not a curated record
CAGCCAUUUUACACUGUCCCUGGUAGAAAGUGGGCUGUCGUGGGAAGACGUGGUUAGUAAAAAAAAAAAAUAAUAAUAAUUAGCUGAAACAAAUCCCACAAGUAAAAAAAACUGGUCCACUGUGUUAGAGCACUUAUUUCCAGACAUUUAAUCAGUUGACUUCAGGGGUAAAUAUAAACGAGCUGAGACGGUAAAUUGUGCAACCGCUAGCCACGAAGCUAAGCGUUAGGGCCCGUGUCUUGUGAUGUCGCUACACAGGCGAAUGCUGGCGUUUCUGCACUCCGUGUAUUUUCACCAAGAUUGAACACAAGAAGAAAAACUUAAGACUUGAGACGAGUUUUAAUAUUUAAUCUGGAAAAAAGUGAAAUUUCAUACAGGAAAACGCUACUUGCAGGAACCAAGAAGAUGAAUGGGACACUAGACCAUCCAGACCAGCCUGACAUUGAUGCUAUAAAAAUGUUUGUGGGUCAAAUCCCUCGUUCCUGGUCAGAAGAGCAGCUGAGGGAGCUCUUUGAGCCCUACGGUGCCGUCUAUGAAAUCAACGUCCUCAGAGACAGGAGUCAGAACCCCCCCCAGAGCAAAGGUUGUUGUUUCAUCACAUAUUACACACGCAAAUCAGCAUUAGAAGCACAAAAUGCCCUUCACAAUAUGAAAAUUCUUCCAGGGAUGCAUCAUCCCAUUCAGAUGAAGCCAGCAGACAGCGAGAAGAACAACUUGGUAGAAGACCGAAAGCUGUUUAUUGGGAUGAUCUCCAAGAAAUGCAACGAAAACGACAUUCGGCUCAUGUUCUCCCCCUACGGUCAGAUUGAGGAGUGUCGCAUUCUCAGAGGACCUGAUGGACUGAGCCGUGGUUGUGCCUUCAUCACAUUCACAGCCAGACAGAUGGCACAGUCUGCCAUAAAAUCCAUGCACCAGUCACAGACCAUGGAGGGCUGUUCAUCCCCAAUCGUGGUGAAGUUUGCAGACACACAGAAGGAUAAGGAACAGAAGCGCAUGACCCAGCAGCUGCAACAGCAGAUGCAGCAGCUCAAUGCUGCCUCCAUGUGGGGAAAUUUAACUGGCCUUAACUCGCUAGGCCCACAGUACCUCGCACUUUAUUUGCAGCUCCUGCAGCAAUCCGCAUCCUCGGGGAGUGCUCUCAACAAUCUCCACCCCAUGUCAGGUCUGAAUGCCAUGCAGAAUCUGGCUGCAUUGGCAGCAGCGGCGAGUGCCACUCAGGCAACUCCAAGCGGCAGCAGUGCACUGACCACGUCCAGCUCACCACUCAGUGCGCUUACUAGCUCAGGUACGGCCACCGGACAACAGACUCUCUCUGCCUGGGAUGGCUGCAAGGCCGGUUCCUCUCCCACCUCGAGUACUAAUACGUCUGUGAAUACCAUGGCUUCUCUGGGUGCGCUGCAGUCUCUGGCUGCAGGUGCUGGUGCUGGCCUCAACAUGAGUUCACUAGCAGGUAUGGCUGCAUUGAAUGGUGGCUUGGGCAGUGGAGGCCUUUCUAAUGGCUCCGGCAGCACUAUGGAGGCAUUGACACAGGCAGCUUACUCGGGAAUCCAGCAGUAUGCAGCUGCCGCCCUACCCAGUCUUUAUAACCAGAGCCUACUUUCUCAGCAGAGCAUCAGUGCUGCUGGCAGCCAGAAAGAAGGUCCAGAGGGUGCAAAUCUCUUCAUUUAUCACCUGCCACAGGAGUUUGGUGACCAGGACUUGCUUCAGAUGUUCAUGCCUUUUGGCAGUGUUAUCUCUGCCAAGGUUUUCAUAGACAAACAGACUAACCUCAGCAAAUGUUUUGGCUUUGUGAGUUACGACAAUCCCGUUUCGUCCCAGGCGGCCAUUCAGUCAAUGAACGGUUUUCAGAUCGGAAUGAAACGACUGAAGGUUCAACUGAAACGAUCCAAAAAUGACAGCAAGCCAUAUUGAGUGCUUUUACUCUGAAAUGGACUUGGUUUGAAAAUGUGUUUCUGAUAUCUUCGUGCCCGUUUGUUCAUCGUUUCCCUAGCAUGUCGAUGUGACGUCAAAAGUUCAUCGUCCAGUCCGUUGUCCUCUUCGCUUCUCUGACGCUUGAAAUUUUUCACCCUUGACCUUUUUUUGUUAACUUUUGACGCUUAGUGGUUACUUAUUUUGUUUGUUUUGUGUGGUGUUCAUUUCUGUUUGUGCUGCCAAUAGGGGGCACUAGAAAGACUGCUGUUAUUAACUAAAAUGUAAAAAGUUUCUUGAAUAUUGUUCCGAACAGAGUCUAUUUUUCUAGAACCUGCAAACAUAACCACUAGAUUGUGCAAAGGCUUUUAAUUUUCAUUGUUUCAUUACCCAGUUAAAUUUUGUUUAGCCAAUUUUAUUUUUUGUUGUUUUAGAGCAGUCUUUCUAGUGCACUCAGUUUUACUCAUUUGUUUUCCUCUAAAAGCAGCCAAUCCAUUUAUAGAAUCACUGUGUGUGUGUGGGUGUGUUUUUCCUCUUUCUCUCACUUGUUGUACACCUUUUUAGGGUUUUCUGCAGUCACAUUUUGCUGAAACUGAGGAUAACCUUGUAAUAUUGUGGUAGGUUAGUUGGCAUGAUUUUUGAUGGCAUAAUUUUGGGAGUUCCUUAACAGUGUGACAUUACAAUAGACACUUGAAUUGCUUUUCUUCCUUUUUCCAUUUAGUGUGUCAAGAUACCAUAGGCACAUGUUUUUUUUCUUUUUUUUUCUUUUUUGUGUGAAUCAGGAUUAGUCUGAAAUAAAUAAAAAAAAAAAUGCAUAAAAUGAGCAAAAUUGAGUUUCUUGUCACAGUUAGUAUAUAUGAGUAUGCAUGUUUUUUUGUAACUGCACUGACAUCCUCAGCAAAAUGUGAUUUAGUUCUGUUAAAAAAAAAAAAAAAAAGACAAUUAUAAAAAUGAAUAAAAUGGUGCCAAAAGUUUUGCAUGUUGCUGUUGGUCACAUUUUAUGUAUUUUUCAUGUCUGUCUACUCUUCCAAUGUGGUCCCAUUUUAAUAAUUGAUUUUAAAUCUAGUCAUAAACACGUGUUGAAACCAUGUUUGAAAGUGAAGUUUGUAGAUGGACUUUCUAAUGAUCGACCCAGUCCUUGCGAAUUUCAGCUGUUCUGUUCAGGAAAUUUUGUCUCAUGUUGAAUGGUUGGCAGAAAGCAUCUCAAGUUUCCCACAAUCUGACAAAUCUGUUCAAGUUUCAGGUCUUUGUCAUGGUCUAGCCACACCCCUCUUUUGUAGUACUGCCUUUACCGUGUCUUCUAUUUGAAGAGUAAAACCUUCUUUCCGUAAUAAGGCUUCCCCCACCCUUUCCUAAUUACAAACUAUAUUUGGGUGGUUGUUGUGUGUGUUUUUAUAUAUAUAUAUAUAUAUAUAUAUAUAUAUAUAUAUAUAUAUAUAUAUAUAUAUAUAUAUAUAUAUAUAUAUAUAUAUAUAUAUAUAUAUAUAUAAUCUCAAAUUGCCCUCUUUUGAAAAUUUGGCACCCUGUUUUCAGUAGCUUUUAUUUCAACAGUAGAUUGCUAGCAAAAAAAAAAAGACCUAUUGUUGGCGAAUUGGGAUUAACGUUGCAAAUUUUGGCAUUUUAUAUCUAGAUUUUAAGCUGCUGUUUGUUUAAAUGUACUCUGAAAAACUUACCUGUGGGAUGUUUGUCAUUAUUGGUACAGAGUGAUUGUAUUUAAUAGUAAGAAAUUGUACAGUUUUUGCCUUUUUCUACUUCCAAGUUCUGUUUCGCAAUGUGAAAUUUGAAAUCCUAAUAAGUGGAGCCAUGUAGAACUUGCCACCAUGACCAAACAUAAGUCUAAAAACAAAUUAAGUAAUUCUAUGAAGCAGCCUUCAGUUGAAUUAAAAGCUGAUUUUUUUUCUUUUCUUUUCUUUUCUUUUUCUGUCAUUUAAGUUAUGGUUUUCACUGGAAUUGUAGAGUGAGGAUUUCAUUAGAUGUCUAGAGGAGUGUUAUUUCUGAAUGUUUUCUGUUGAGGUUUAUUUAAAUUGUGAUGGAAGUUAAAAUUUUCAUGCUACUGUCUCCACAGAAGUAUAGCAACGUGCAUACAACGCGAAGUCAUUUUGUAGUUUCUUUGGUCGGGUUGUUUGUCUGAUUAAACUGAAAAGAUUCA